AUGCAGCGCAUCAUAGCGCAGUGCCCAGCUUUGCAAGCUGUGUACUGGCCGACUUUUUAUGCGCACACUGCCAUGCAGCAAUUCAUGCUCCUUGGUCUGAAGGAGAUGCGCAGCUUCUUGCAGUUCGCUGUCUACCAGCGGCAGAUGCUUGAGCUUCGGGACACCUCGCAGAUAGCCUUGGACUGGGUGGAACCUCGAUUCGGCUCUGCGAUCCCAGAUGGCCCGAUCUGCAUCCUCCUGCAUGGGGCCAUCCAGGCCAGCUUCAGCGCUACCAUGAAGGACAUGGCAGUGGAAUUGGCCAAUCGUGGUUUGACGGCAGUGGUGAUGAACCGUCGUGGCUAUGGGGACGUGAAGAUGGAAGUGGAUACUGCACGAAUGACUUUGUAUGGAAUUGAUGAGGAUCUUGAUGAAGUCCUCUUAGAGGUGGGCCGUCGUUACCCCGGGCGCCUGGUGGCGCUCGUCGGCUUCUCCUGCGGCGCUGGUUACGCAGGUCGCUACGCGGCUGUUCGGGCGCAUUUGUCCGCCUGGGCCAAGGAUGCCGAGAACGGUGAUUUGUCCAAGACAAUCCCACGCAUCCUCUGCGCAGUAUGCUAUGAUUCUGGCUACUGCGUUCUCCGGGCUGUGGAAAGAGUGCCGCGGCCGUAUGUCUGGGGCUUGGACCUGGCGUUUCGCUAUCAGUACGCCAUCCGACACCGCGAGACGUGGACGCAGAAGUCCCGCUCUUUUGCGGAUGUGGUGAAGGUGGCGCUGAACCCAGCUCGGAGUUUUGUCGAAGUGUACGACGAGGUGAUGAAACUUUCAGGCUUCGGCUGCAGCAAGCGCUGGAAGGAAAAGCAGCAACCCGCGAUCGGAGAAGUGAAGGUACCCUGCCUGCUUGUCAACUCGCGGGAUGAUCCCAUCAGCGUUUGGGAGAACGUGGAAGACCACACUGCAGAGAUGCAGAACAACCCUUGUCUCGCGCUUGCAGAGCUGUAUCGGGGUGCACACGGGUGCAAGUUCGAUUUCUGGGGCUUCCAUUGCUGGGGGAACACCAUGAUCGCUGAGUUCAUUCUCGCCGCGGCGUCGGAGCUGAAGCAGGCUCGUGCUUCGGGCGAUCCUGUCCUUCUGAAGGGGCCGCUGUAUGGCGUCGAUCCAUCAGCUUCUGCAUCGAAGGGGCUAGUGGCUGGAGGUUGA
Symbiodinium pilosum is the source of this 1173-nucleotide messenger RNA. The record is from the annotation of a GenBank genome assembly. Lineage: Eukaryota; Dinophyceae; Suessiales; Symbiodiniaceae.